Molecule: messenger RNA, 786 nt
Organism: Rosa chinensis
Lineage: Eukaryota; Viridiplantae; Streptophyta; Magnoliopsida; Rosales; Rosaceae
Exons: 1
Coding region: 1-786 (261 amino acids)
Molecular function (GO): catalytic activity
Source: RefSeq, a predicted model, not a curated record
AUGAACGUAUUGUUCUGGAAUUGUUGGGGGAUUUGUAAUCCUUCCACACGGCGUUCUUUGAAGAUUUUGAUCUCACAGCACAAACCGAAAUUGGUGUUCUUGAUUGAAACUAAAAUCAGAGACGCAGAUGAGUUCGAGCGACUGCGAUGCAACCUAGGGUUUGAUCAUGUAGAGGGUGUGAUGAGCGUUAGGCUGGCAGGUGGUCUGGGUUUAUUCUGGAAUGAAGACGUGAAGAUCCAGAUCCGGCAGCCUUCAACGGCUCGUUUUAUUGCUGCAGUGGUAGAGGAAGGAGAUGGUCUUAUGCGGUGGCGCUUCACGGGGUUUUACAGUAAUCCAGGGGCCGCUGAUAGGCACGAAUCUUGGGAUAUCCUUAGGGCUUUGAGUGAUGGUGACAAUCUUCCGUGGGUAGUAUUUGGCGACUUUAAUGAAAUUAUGUUGGCAUAUGAGAAAUUGGAUGGUGGACCGCGACCGGAGAGCCAAAUGCGUGGGUUCUGGGAGGCUCUGGGAUAUGCAGAAUCGGUAGACCUGGGGUUUUAUGGGUGUCCAUAUACUUGGAGUGAUUCGGAGACGAAGGUUAGAUUGGACAGGGUGGUUGCUACAGCGGAAUGGUCAGACAGCUUCAUCCAUUCUCAGGUCAUCCAUUUACCACCUAGCAAGUCAGACCAUAUUCCGAUUUUGUUAUGUAUUAGUGCAGUUCCUAUUAUCCAGAAGAGGAGAUAUCAUAGGUUCCGGUUUGAAUCAAUGUGGUUGCAACAUGAGGGCGGUCAUGAGACUGUUCAGCAGUAG